Molecule: messenger RNA, 1023 nt
Organism: Ramularia collo-cygni
Lineage: Eukaryota; Fungi; Ascomycota; Dothideomycetes; Mycosphaerellales; Mycosphaerellaceae
Product: related to dCMP deaminase
Exons: 2
Coding region: 1-1023 (340 amino acids)
Molecular function (GO): hydrolase activity; zinc ion binding
Source: RefSeq, a predicted model, not a curated record
AUGCUCAUCGGGAUCUGUGGCGGAAUCUGCGCUGGCAAAAACUCCAUUCUCGACUAUCUUGUCUCCAACCACGCUUUCCAAGUCCUCUCCCUCACUUCAAAAUCGGACUUGGAAGCAGGAGAGAGCACAUCAACAUCGAUCCAAUUCUUUCCAACCAUAGACGCUCUCCUUCAUCACGCCACCCAAAACUGGCAACAAAACUUCGCAACAACCUCAAUCCACUCUGAAAGCAUAGCAGAAAAGCUCUCCACCCGACCAUUUUUCAUCCUCCUUCACAUUGAUGCUCCAAUCUCAGUCCGCUGGGCCCGCUACCAACAAAAAUGCCUCAGCUCUUCCCUCCCCAAACCAACUCUGGAGCAGUUUGUCCUCCAACUAGAUGAAAACCUCUACUCCGGAACAUCAGGUCUAGCCACCCUCGCCUCUCGAGCACAGAUCAAACUCCUCAACUCCACCUCGUCUCUCAAGACUCUUCAUGCRGCAUUAGACGCCUUGAAUCUCCUGGAUCCGUCUCGCCUCCGGCCAACAUGGGACCAAUACUUUAUGACCCUAGCCUCCUUGGCUGCUCGUAGAAGCAACUGCAUGCGUCGCCAAGUCGGCUGCGUUCUGGUCCGGAAUAAUCGCAUCCUUUCCACAGGCUACAAUGGUACGCCUCGGCAUAUCACAAACUGUGCUGAAGGCGGGUGUCCUCGAUGUAAUGGCCGUGGAGUCUCUGGGCUCUCUGGUGGAGGAGAUCUUGCGACAUGCCUCUGUCUCCACGCCGAGGAGAACGCACUGCUAGAAGCCGGGAGGGAGAGAGUUGGGGAUGGAGCGGUGUUGUAUUGCAACACGUGUCCUUGCUUGACGUGCACGAUUAAGAUUGUGCAGGUUGGAAUUACGGAGGUCGUGUAUAGUCAGAGUUAUUACAUGGAUGAGGCGAGCGCGGCGAUAUUGAAGGAGGCGGGUGUGCAACUAAGGCAGUUCUCGCCAGCGAGGGAAGGGUUGGUGGAUCUCAAGGGGUUGGUUGAGGUGAAGGAGAAGUCAUAG